This is a messenger RNA of Ixodes scapularis (black-legged tick), 597 nucleotides long. RefSeq lists its product as uncharacterized. The transcript has 5 exons. Lineage: Eukaryota; Metazoa; Arthropoda; Arachnida; Ixodida; Ixodidae. The coding region runs from base 1 to 597 and encodes 198 amino acids. Gene Ontology annotation, biological process: symbiont-mediated perturbation of host defenses. Gene Ontology annotation, molecular function: amine binding. The record is from RefSeq and is a predicted model, not a curated record.
AUGGCAUGGCCAAUGCAAGCCGCCGCCUUAUGUCUUCUGUUACAACUCAGCUUGAUCGAAGCUGAUUUUAAGGACGCUGUUGAUUAUAUAGAUCAAGUCUCUCAAGCCAUUAGACUGCUCUUCUUAGGUCCCAUGAAGUUUUACGUGGUAGGAGGUACGUUCAAGGAAGACCCUCUUUUGAAGCAGGGCUCCGGAAUAACUUUCAUGUGUGGAGAAGUAAGAACAGAAAAAAAUUCGCAAGGUAAAUUUCUUCUGGAGCGGCGGCUUUAUACGAAGAGACUUAAGGGCAAAUGGUUAACUUCGAUGUAUGAUAUGAAACCAGAAAAAUCGACAGGAUAUAAGCUUCCCAACUACAUGGAAGCUAAGAUACACCGGGGUUCAGGAACAAGAUAUGCAGGAACAAUAUAUCUCUUGUUGUCCGACCAUGAUUCGUGCGCUCUCUUUUACCAUAAGACCUCAGGUGACUGCGAGCUUUGGGAAAUGAAACGUCCGGAAAAGGAUGGCCGGCCCUCUUCUUUCUGCUCAAGAUAUAUACGCUCAUGCAACAACAAAACUGUACAUUAUUACCACAAAUAUCCCGAGUGCCACACCAAGUAG